Messenger RNA from Paramecium primaurelia, 414 nucleotides. NCBI's taxonomy places the organism in Eukaryota, Ciliophora, Oligohymenophorea, Peniculida, Parameciidae. The record is from the annotation of a GenBank genome assembly.
AUGAAAUAAACAUUGAAUUUCUAAAAUACUAGAUCUUUUGAAGAAAGGAAAAAUGAAUCUGAUAAUUGCAAAUAACUCUAUCCUAAUGAUGUAUUAGUAGUAGUGGAAUAAUCAAGUAAAAGUAAAUUACCAAAAUAAAAUUUUAUAAAGUAAUCUAAAUAUUUUAAAUAGAUUCAAAAUGCCAAACACAAUGACAAUUAUGAACGUUCUGUAAUACAUUAAAAGUAAAAUUAAACUUUCAUAAUAUGAUUCAAUUAAUUUGUAUUGUGGAAAGACAUUGUUGAGAAUAGGUAUUAAAAUAACAAUAAUUUUAAAGAUUAAACUUUAAAAGAAUUAUAUCAAUAAUUUAAAGAUUAAGAUGGCUUUCUUUAUAUUAAUUACAUAGAAAUGAAUUCAUUCGGUAUAUAAUUUUGA